Molecule: messenger RNA, 441 nt
Organism: Dictyostelium purpureum
Lineage: Eukaryota; Evosea; Eumycetozoa; Dictyosteliales; Dictyosteliaceae
Exons: 3
Coding region: 1-441 (146 amino acids)
Cellular component (GO): mitochondrion
Molecular function (GO): thiosulfate-cyanide sulfurtransferase activity
Source: RefSeq, a predicted model, not a curated record
AUGUAUAAAAUUAUUAAACAAUCUUUAUCUAGCCAUUCAGCAUUUAGAUCACAAAUCCUUUUAAAUAAUUUAAAUAAUAAUAAUAAUCAUUUUAUUAAAGCAUUCUACAGUACAUUCAAUUUUAAAGAUAAUACAAGCAUUGAUAAACAAAAUUUGAAAAAAUUAAUAGAAUCAAACGAAAAGAACUAUGUAUUAAUAGAUGUCAGAAAUCCCGUAGAAGUCGAAACUACAUCUUUAAUCCCAACUGCUAUACAUAUUCCACUUGGUAUUUUACCUGCUGCUUUAUCAAUGUCAGAUGAAGAAUAUGAAGAGUUUUAUGAUAGAAAAAAAUUUAAAAUUAAUGGAAAAAGAUCAGAAGCCGCAGCUGAUUUUGCAAGAGGAAUGGGUUAUAGAUCAGUUAUAAACUACCCUGGCUCAUAUGAAGAUUGGGUUUCAAAUUAA